AGUGACUAGACAUUCGGUCAUAGGAGCGGUGGAGGGGGGCGCUCGAGCCACGUCCAUGAAGCAAAUCAACGCUUGAAGGCGGAUUACAAAGAGGCUGAGGAGACUAAUUGCGACAUCUGCAGCGUCUUCUUUCAUCUCCCCUAAAAUAUCGGCUUGGGAGCGCACAGGUUCGGCCCAGACUGCCUGUUCUGUUGAUGCCGGAGCAGGAGAUCCAGGGCGAUGUCAACACCUGAUCCUCCCAUGGGGGGUACUCCCCGUCCGGGUCCCUCCCCCGGUCCUGGCCCCUCCCCAAACGCAAUGUUGGGCCCCAGCCCAGGUCCUUCCCCUGGCUCCUCUCACAGCAUGAUGGGGCCCAGUCCUGUUCCUCCUUCAUCUGGGCACUCCCAGCCAGGGCCUUCUGGAUAUGGCCAGGAAAACAUGCACCCUCUGCACAAACCGAUGGAGGGCAUGCACGAGAAGAGCUUGUGUGAGGACAGUCGCUUCAGUCAGAUGAAGGGGCUGUCGAUGAGACAGGGCGGGCACAGCGGUAUGGGCCCCCCACCCAGCCCUCUGGACCAACACUCACAAGGUUACCAUUCUCCUCUAGGUGGCUCCGACCACUCCAGCCCUGUUGCUUCAAACGGCCCCCCAUCUGGUCCUCUUAUGCCAUCGACCUCCUCCUCAUCCUCCUCUGCUGGUUCUGCCUCAGCCUCUCUGGACGGUCCCAGUGUCGAUCAGCAUUCUUUGGGGCCUAAUCGUUCUGGACCAACAGGGAGUUCUGGACCUGGCCCAAGCCCUGGGCCUAGUCUUGGCUCUAGCAUGCCCAGUCUUGGUUCUGGCCUUGAUGGUAGCGGCCCUGGUGGUCCUGGUGGUCCGACUCCCUUUAACCAAAAUCAGCUUCACCAGCUCAGAGCCCAGAUCAUGGCAUAUAAAAUGCUAGCCCGGGGACAACCCCUGCCUGACCAUCUCCAAAUGGCUGUACAGGGAAAAAGGCCGAUGCCAGGGAUGCAGCAGCAGCAGCCCAUGUCCAGUCUGGUCUCUGGAGCUGGUGGAGGACCAGGUGGUGGUCCAACAGGACCCGGAUCAGGGCCUGGGCCAAUGGGCUCCAGCUACAGCCGGCCUCAUGGUAUGAUGGGUCCCAACAUGCCUCCCCCUGGUCCUUCAGGGACUCCAGUUGGGAUGCAAGGACCGAAUCCCAAUGGACCAUCCAAGUCAUGGCCUGAAGGCCCUAUGGUGAACGCAGCAGCGCCUUCCAAUGCACCCCAAAAACUGAUCCCUCCUCAGCCCACCGGUAGGCCUUCUCCUGCUCCCCCAUCGGUUCCCCCAGCUGCCUCUCCCGUGAUGCCCCCACAGACCCAGUCUCCUGGUCAGCCAGCUCAGCCUCCUCCCAUGAUGCCUUACCACGCCAAGCAGAACCGCAUUACUCCCAUCCAAAAGCCAUGCGGCCUCGACCCCGUGGAGAUACUACAGGAGAGGGAGUACAGGUUGCAGGCUAGAAUUGCUCACCGAAUUGCUGAGUUGGAGAACCUGCCUGGUUCUUUGGCUGGUGAUUUACGUACCAAAGCUACAAUAGAGCUCAAAGCUCUUCGUUUGCUGAACUUUCAGAGACAGCUGCGUCAGGAGGUGGUGGUGUGCAUGCGACGCGACACAGCUCUUGAGACCGCCCUGGAUGCCAAAGCCUACAAACGGAGCAAACGUCAGUCGCUGCGAGAGGCCCGCAUCACGGAGAAGCUGGAGAAACAGCAGAAGAUUGAACAAGAGCGCAAACGCAGACAAAAACAUCAGGAGUACCUCAACAGCAUUCUCGCGCAUGCCAAAGACUUCAAAGAGUAUCACCGCUCAGUCACCGGAAAGAUUCAGAAGCUGACCAAAGCCGUGGCCACCUACCAUGCUAACACUGAGCGGGAACAGAAGAAGGAGAAUGAGCGCAUUGAGAAAGAGAGGAUGAGAAGGCUUAUGGCUGAAGAUGAAGAAGGUUACCGUAAACUGAUCGACCAGAAGAAGGAUAAGCGCCUGGCCUAUUUGCUUCAGCAAACUGACGAGUAUGUUGCCAACCUUACAGAGCUGGUUAGAGCCCACAAAGCUGCACAGGCUCUCAAGGAGAAGAAAAAGAAGAAGAAGAAAAAGAAGAAGUUAGAGAACGCAGAGGGCCAGGCUCCAGCUCUCGGGCCGGAUGGAGAGCCCCUGGAUGAAACAAGCCAGAUGAGUGACCUGCCUGUUAAGGUCAUCCAUGUUGACAGCGGGAAUAUCCUGACAGGCGUUGAUGCUCCCAAGGCUGGACAGCUGGAAACAUGGCUGGAAAUGAACCCAGGUUACGAGGUAGCUCCUCGCUCCGACAGUGAAGACAGCGAGGAGGAGGAAGAGGAGGAGGUGGGUUGCGCUCCUAAGGAGGAAGAAGAGGAGCCUCAGCCUUCAUCAGCUCCUGUGGAAGAAAAGAAGAAGAUUACAGACCCUGACAGUGAAGACGUGUCAGAGGUGGACGUCCGACAUAUCAUAGAGAAUGCUAAACAGGAUGUGGACGACGAGUACAGCGGGGCGGCUUUUGCUCGAGGACUCCAGUCAUAUUACUCUGUGGCUCACGCCGUCACAGAGAAGGUGGAGAAACAGUCCACUUUACUGAUAAAUGGACAGCUCAAACAGUAUCAGAUUAAAGGUCUGGAAUGGCUGGUUUCUCUCUACAAUAACAAUCUGAAUGGGAUCCUAGCUGAUGAGAUGGGUCUGGGAAAAACCAUCCAGACGAUUGCCCUCAUCACCUACCUCAUGGAGCACAAACGGCUCAAUGGACCCUACCUCAUCAUUGUUCCCCUCUCAACGUUGUCUAACUGGGUUUAUGAGUUUGAUAAGUGGGCCCCAUCGGUUGUUAAAGUGUCCUACAAGGGAUCUCCCGCUGCUAGAAGAGCUUUUGUCCCCCAGCUGCGCAGCGGCAAAUUUAAUGUUUUACUCACUACUUACGAGUACAUCAUCAAGGACAAACAAGUGCUGGCCAAGUUCUCUCUCCUAGGUUCAGCAACACAUUGACAUGGCCUCUCCCCAUUGUCCUCUGUGGCCAUCAUGCUGCCAUGCAUUCAUGUUGUCUUAUAGGGUUCCAGAACGGGCUGACAGAUCCGUUGGAAAUACAUGAUUGUGGAUGAAGGCCACCGGAUGAAGAACCACCACUGCAAGCUGACCCAGGUCCUAAACACCCACUACCUCGCUCCAAGGCGAGUGUUGCUGACCGGGACGCCACUGCAGAACAAGCUGCCUG
Messenger RNA from Cyprinodon tularosa, 3223 nucleotides. Its product is annotated as transcription activator BRG1-like. NCBI's taxonomy places the organism in Eukaryota, Metazoa, Chordata, Actinopteri, Cyprinodontiformes, Cyprinodontidae. Gene Ontology annotation, molecular function: transcription factor binding; ATP binding; DNA binding. Bases 220 to 2997 code for a protein of 925 amino acids. The record is from RefSeq and is a predicted model, not a curated record. The transcript has 20 exons. Gene Ontology annotation, cellular component: nucleus. Gene Ontology annotation, biological process: positive regulation of transcription by RNA polymerase II.